Messenger RNA from Eubalaena glacialis (North Atlantic right whale), 723 nucleotides. RefSeq lists its product as uncharacterized. Lineage: Eukaryota; Metazoa; Chordata; Mammalia; Artiodactyla; Balaenidae. The coding region runs from base 1 to 711 and encodes 236 amino acids. The transcript has 3 exons. The record is from RefSeq and is a predicted model, not a curated record.
AUGACCUCGGCUUUUCACAAAGAAAUCAAAGUCAUCCAGCUAAGAACUGCUCAACUUUCCAACACCAAAAGUUCUAACUUACCUAAUGAUGAUGGAGGUGGGAUUCUAACCCAGGACUACCUCGGAGCCUGGGGCGCUCGCCUCCGCCGCUCUGUUUCUGUGCUUUCUCGUAGACAAAUAGUGAAAGUAGGAAAUGACAGAGAUGCACGGUGCGCAGAGCCCCAGUCCGGACUGAGUUCUAAAGGGGAGAGGUGGGGGUGGGGUGGGGCAUCUGCCUUGGAGGAAUCUAAGCCGCGGCGAGCAUCCCUGGCACCGGCGGGAGGCCCCGCCCUCGGAAGCACAGGAGCGCCCCGUCGCGGCGAGGCCCCGCCGUCCCAGGCCCCGGGUACCAACGGCUUCGGCCCGCGCCGGGGCGGCGGGACUUCAGCAAAGGCCCGGGCUCCCAGGAGAGCCUGGAGGCUGCGCGGGGCGAGCAGGCCUCCCCAGGCCCUCGGCUCAGGAGAGUCCCUCCCAGUCCUCCCUGCAGUGGCUACCCUCGCCCUCGCCCACGCGGGGCUCCUGACGUUGGCUUCGGGCCCAACGAGAGACCGGUCAUUCAAAACGACCACUGUCCUCGGCCCCGGGAAUACUCCAAGGACCGGCGUGGACGCAGCUCCCCUCUCCUGGACAAGCAAACCAUCAUCUCAGAAAACUUCAGAAAGGACACACUAGAAUUAAUUAGAA